This is a messenger RNA of Arachis ipaensis, 3583 nucleotides long. The record is from RefSeq and is a predicted model, not a curated record. Lineage: Eukaryota; Viridiplantae; Streptophyta; Magnoliopsida; Fabales; Fabaceae.
GCAUGAUAUAAAGAGACAUAGAAACUUGACAUUAAUAAUCAUAUAUAGAACUGCUAGUUUAAAACAUUGGUCAAUAUUUACACCACAAUAAUAGAGACAUUAGCAUUAUUUUAUUAGGAGCUUAUACAAUACUUUAAUAUAUUAAGUACAUAUACAAUACAUAACUAACAAUUUGCAUAUACGUAUACCAGAAAAGUUCAAAUUUGUUGCAAUUUACUACUACUAUUUAAAUCAUGUAUAUUGCAUCAAUAAGAGGGAAGAAGGUGGAAGAAGACGAAGGAUCAUUGGUCAUAGUAAUAUUAUAUACAACUCCUGCACAUUCCAGCCUUGAAGUCAAACCUACACAUUUGAGAGAAUCUUCUUUCUUCUUAAACCCUCUAUAUCCAAAUCCAAUUGAGCAAUUUUUCAAGGUGGCUCCAAAUUUUUAAUGAGGAGAUAAUGAAGUUAUUUGGUAUAGUUUCAAUGAUGUAUAUGAUUAAGCAAUAAGGUUCUUUGUUCUAACUUUACCAUAAUUAAGUCCUACAAAGAUGUUGGUUUUCAAGACAGAUAAAGAAAUGCAAUUGAGAAGGAAUUUUAUGGUUCUUGGUGGUAGAUACCAAGUUAUUUGGCAAGGAUUCAAGGCUGAGAAUACCAUGGGAUGACCUAUCAUUUACAUAGAUGAUGGAUUUACAAGAUUAUUGGAUAUUAAGAUUGGUUUUUGUUGUAUAUGUUCUUUGUGUCUACAUAUUUAUCAGAUCAGCUUCUGCAAGUGAAGGGUUUGAGAGCAUAGCAUGCUGUGCUGAUUCAAAUUAUACAGAUCCAGUGACCACCUUAAAUUACACAACAGAUUACAGUUCUUUCCCUGACAAGAAAAGUUGCCGGCACCUAUCUGAAACCCUGUUACACCAAAUUAGAGCCAACAACUCCUAACAAAGUGUAUCUGAUAAGAGGCACAUUUCCCUUUAAGAAUUCAUCAAAUUCUUUCUUUGAUGUUUCAGUAGGAGUAACUCAAUUAAGCAGAGUGAGAUCAUUCGGGUCUCAGGACUUAGAAAUAGAGGGAGCUUUCAGGGCCACACAAAACUUCACAGACUUCUGCUUAGUGAAAAGGGUGGGUAGUCCCUAUAUUUCGCAGCUCGAAUUAAGGCCACUUCAUGAAGAGUACCUGCAAGGUUUACCUGCUAGUCUUCUGAAACUGAUAACCAGAAAUAACCUUGGAGGCAACAUCAGUUUCAGGUACCCUGUUGACAAGAGUGAUAGAAUAUGGAAAGAAACUUCAAGUCCAUCAUCAUCAGCUCUUGCAUUAUCUUUAAACAUCACCAAUUUUGAUCCCAAAAAUAGUAUCUUCCCUCCCCUGCAAGUCCUACAAACUGCUCUUACCCACUCUGAGAGGUUGGAGUUCAUCCACAAUGGCCUCAACACCACGGAUUAUGAAUACCACGUGUUUCUCUACUUCCUUGAAUCAAAUGGUACUCUCAAAGCAGGACAAAGAGUGUUUGACAUCUUUGUUAACAGUGAGAUCAAAGAGGGAAGAUUUGACAUAUUGAAUGGAGGGUCCAACUACAGAUACACUGUCUUAAAUGUAUCAGCAAAAGGAUCAUUGAACCUAACCUUGGCCAAGGCAUCUGGUUCCGAGAAUGGACCACUUCUGAAUGCUUAUGAGAUCAUGCAGGUACACCCAUGGAUUGAAGGGACCAACCAAACAGAUGUGGAAGUGAUUAAAAAGGUAAGAGAACAGUUAUUGGUGCAAAACCAAGACAAUAAAGUGCUGAAGAGUUGGAGUGGAGACCCUUGUAUUCUUUCCCCAUGGCAUGGAAUAACAUGUGAUCAUUCAAGUGGUCCAUCUGUUAUCACUGCUUUGGAUCUUUCCUCCAGUGAUCUCAAAGGACCAAUUCCUUCCAGUGUCACUGAGAUGACCAACUUGAGAACACUGAACCUGAGCCACAAUAGCUUCACUGGUGAAAUCCCCUCCUCAUUUCCGCUUUCUUCCUUGUUGACAUCAAUAGAUGUGAGUUACAAUGACUUAGAGGGAUCCCUUCCAGAAUCCAUUUCCUCACUGCCAAAUUUAAAAACACUAUAUUUUGGUUGCAAUGAACAUUUGAAGGAAGACAUUCCACCAAAAUUGAGCAGUUCACUAAUCCAGACAGAUGGCGGAAGAUGCAAGGAAGAAGACUCCAGACUUGAUCAAGUAGUGGUUAUUAGUGUGGUUACAUGUGGAUCACUAUUGAUUACUUUGGCUAUUGGAGUUAUUUUUGUUUGCCGUUAUAGACAUAAACUAAUUCCAUGGGAAGGAUUUGUUGGAAAGAGAUACCCAGUGACAACAAACUUAAUUUUCUCUUUGCCAAGCAAAGAUGACUUCUUCAUAAAGUCUGUGUCAAUUCAAGCAUUCACUUUGGAAUAUAUAGAGGAGGCAACAGAGAAGUACAAGACGUUGAUAGGUGAGGGAGGGUUUGGUCCAGUUUACCGGGGCAUGCUAGACGAUGAUCAAGAAGUGGCAGUGAAAGUCCGGUCAGCCACGUCGACUCAGGGAACUCGAGAAUUUGACAAUGAGCUAAACCUACUCUCUGCAAUACAGCAUGAGAACCUUGUGCCUCUUAUUGGUUACUGCAAUGAAAAGGAUCAACAGAUUCUCGUGUACCCUUUUAUGUCCAAUGGCUCUUUGCAGAAUAGACUAUAUGGGGAACCAGCAAAGAGAAAAAUAUUAGACUGGCCAACCAGACUCUCAGUCGCACUUGGUGCAGCUCGAGGGUUGGCAUAUCUUCACACAUUUCCGGGACGUCCUGUAAUACACAGGGACAUAAAAUCUAGCAAUAUACUCCUGGAUCAUAGCAUGUGUGCAAAGGUUGCAGAUUUUGGGUUCUCAAAAUAUGCUCCACAGGAAGGAGACAGUAAUGUUUCACUUGAAGUAAGAGGAACUGCGGGCUAUUUGGAUCCAGAGUACUAUACAACCCAACAGCUAUCGGAAAAGAGUGAUGUCUUCAGCUUUGGUGUGGUCCUACUUGAAAUUGUGAGUGGUCGAGAACCUCUCGACAUAAAGAGGCCACGAAAUGAGUGGAGCUUGGUUGAAUGGGCCAAGCCAUACAUAAGAGCAUCAAAGAUAGAGGAAAUUGUGGAUCCUGGAAUCAAGGGAGGAUACCAUGCAGAAGCAAUGUGGAGAGUGGUGGAAGUGGCACUGCAAUGUAUUGAACCAUUCUCCGCAUACAGGCCAUGCAUGGAUGACAUUGUCCGCGAGUUGGAGGAUGCUCUGAUCAUAGAAAACAAUGCAUCGGAAUACAUGAAGUCCAUAGACAGCCUCGGAGGAUCGAACCGCUACUCUUUCGUCAUGGAUAAGAGGGUUCUGCCCUCUACUUCAUCUACUGCAGAAUCUACCAUCACAUCACAAACCUUGUCCCUCCCACAACCAAGAUAGUAGAAUGGGUCAAUGAAAUUUUUUAUGAUUCAUUGAUUAUUGGUUUAGCCAUUAUCUUUUUAUUCUGAAAUGGCAAACCAGAGAAUAUGCUUGUGAAUGUACUUUCAUCCAUUCUGUGCAUCUUGAAACGACUACUCUCUUGCUCAUCCCCCAUUACUUCUGGUAGAAAUAUAAUUUGGGUAAAACGUAAUUGAUAUU